GGGGCGGCCGGGGCUCCGGGAGCUGGGCCGGGGGCGGGCCUCCCCGCCUGCCUGCGCCCGAGCCCGGAGAGAGCCCGGCGCGGCGGCCGCACACUCACCGCCGCGGUCUCUGCUCGCCGGAUCCGCAGGCGCAAGGCUCCCCGGCGGCCCGAGUGCGCGCACCGUGAGGACACGCCGGGCGGCGCGGCGCGGAGCGGAGCGGGCCGCCCUCGCCCCCGCCGGUCCCCCUCCCACGCGCGGACCGGCCCGGCGCAGCCCCGGCGCGGGGAGCGCUGGCCGGGCGAGGAGGGCGCGGGCGAUGCCGCGGUGACGGCCCCGCCAUGGCGAAGCCCCCGGCGGCAGCGGCGGCCGCGGCGGCGGCGGAGGAGCUGAGCCAGGUGCCGGACGAGGAGCUGCUGCGCUGGAGCAAGGAGGAGCUGGCGCGGCGGCUGCGGCGCGCCGAGGGCGAGAAGGUGGGCCUCAUGCUGGAGCACGGCGGCCUGAUGCGCGACGUGAACCGGCGGCUGCAGCAGCACCUGCUGGAGAUCCGCGGCCUCAAGGACGUGAACCAGCGGCUGCAGGACGACAACCAGGAGCUGCGCGAGCUCUGCUGCUUCCUGGACGACGACCGGCAGAAGGGGCGCAAGCUGGCGCGCGAGUGGCAGCGCUUCGGGCGCCACGCGGCCGGCGCCGUGUGGCACGAGGUGGCCCGCUCCCAGCAGAAGCUGCGCGAGCUCGAGGCGCGCCAGGAGGCCCUGCUGCGCGAGAACCUGGAGCUCAAGGAGCUGGUGCUGCUGCUGGACGAGGAGCGCGCGGCGCUGGCAGGGGGCGCGGGCGGCCCCGGCGGCGGGGGCGGCGGCGCGGGCUCCCGCAGCUCCAUCGACAGCCAGGCCAGCCUGAGCGGGCCGCUGGCGGGCGGCGCGGCGGGCACGGGGGCCCGCGACGUGGGCGACGGCAGCAGCACGUCGAGCGCGGGCAGCGGCGGCAGCCCCGACCACCACCACCACCUCCACCACGUGCCGCCCCCGCCGCUGCCCCCGGGGCCGCACAAGAUCCCCGACGGCAAGAGCGCGGCCACGCGCCGGUCCCUGGACGACCUGUCGGCGCCGGCGCACCACCGGAGCAUCCCCAACGGCCUGCACGAUCCCUCGGCCACCUACGUCCGACAGCUGGAGACCAAGGUGAAGCUGCUGGAGGGUGACAAGCUCCUCACACAGCAGGCGGGCUCCGGGGAGUUCCGGACGCUGCGGAAAGGCUUCUCGCCGUACCACUCGGAGUCCCAGCUCGCCAGCCUGCCCCCCUCCUACCAGGACGCCCUGCAGAACGGCCCGGCCUGCCCGGUCCUCGAGCUGUCCUCGCCCCCCUCCGCCGGCUACAGCCCCGCGGGACAGAAGCCCGAGGCGGUCGUGCAUGCGAUGAAGGUCCUGGAGGUGCAUGAGAACCUGGACCGGCAGCUCCAGGACAGCUGCGAGGAGGACCUGAGUGAGAAGGAGAAGGCCAUUGUCCGCGAGAUGUGCAACGUGGUCUGGAGGAAGCUGGGAGACGCUGCCAGCUCCAAGCCCUCCAUCCGGCAGCACCUGUCUGGGAACCAGUUCAAGGGGCCUUUGUAGGCCUCUCCUCCUCGGACGUGGACUGUCCCUGCCCGGGAGCCCCAGGGGAGCGGCAGGCCUUCCGGCCGAGCCCCUGAAUUCUUCUUCUGUGACGCAUUGUACAUAGGACGCUGCCUGUGUGGCCCGGCAGCCGCAGGUGCGGCCCCUGCCGGCCGGGCCUCCACCUCCCUCAUCUCACACCAGCACCCGGGGAGGCGAGCCAGCCGCCGGCUGUCCCCGCUCCGGGCCAGGCCUCAGGCUCGCUGUGCGAGGACGGAAGGCUGCUCCGAGCCGCCCAGCCCAGGGCCCAUGCCAGGCUGCGCCCAGCACCUCACGAAGCCCUCCAUCUGCCGGCUGCCACCGCACCGGACAAAGGCCACUGGCCGCCGGACCCGGUGCCGGGGCGCCACCUCCCGUCCACCGCUGUGACUUGAACGCCGGCUCCCCGAGCACCGAGUCCCGAGAGCCACGGGCAGGGGCGCACCUCAGGCCCUCCCUCUGGCCUGUGCCUGCCGCCUCCUGCCAGCUGCCGCUUGUUUUUAGAAUCCACCCCCCCCUCUCUCCCCAGCGUCACCCUGCCCCGUGCCAGGUGGGCCCUGUAUUUUGGGGACCCUUCUGCCCAUGCAGCUCUGCCUCCACGGUUCACUUGGGGCCAGGACGCAGGAAGGCCGAGUGCAGUCCCCGGCGGAGCCCGCGCGUCCCUCUCCCCGGAUGGGAAGCGCCGGUCACAGCUGGGCCUCCGGGCCACUGUGGAGUUCCCCCCGGAACCCGGCCCCAUCCUCCGCCACUGGACAGAGCCGCGCAGCUGCAGUGACAGGAGUUCUGUCCCCCUGGGAGGAGCCUGUCCUGGCCCCAGCUUUCAUUUCCUGUGUGACCUUCAGCACGUCACUCAGCCUCUUAGGCCCGUGGUGUGAAGUGAGGUCUGGGGUCCUCGUAGCCGGGCUGGUGGUAGAGGCCAUCACUAUGGUCAGCUGUGCUCACAGCAUUGAGCCGAUGGCGGUCUGCUGGAGAGGCCGCGGGGGCAGGGCUGAGUCCUGCUGCCUCCUCCUCCGGGGGACAGUCCCUCUCCUCCCUGAGCCCAGUGCCCUCCGAGGGAGCGUGGGAGCAGGAGGGCCUCCUCGUAGGGGCCCGGGGAUCCAGUGAGACCAUCAGUGUAAAUGACCAUGUGUCGGCCGUAAAGUGCAGUGAGUACAUUUCACAUUCAUGUGUGAGGAAAAUGAGGCUCAGAGGGGGUAGGCGAUCAGUGGCCUGACCGGUGAGGCCUAAGAAGUAGGCAGGCCACUGUCAGUGCGGGUGGAAGGCCCUGUCCACUCGCCCCACCAGCUCGUCCGUCCUCGGACUCCCAGGUCCUGAGGGCUGCCCGCGGCCUUGCCCCAGGCCAUCUUUGCAUCAGGCAGCCUUGUCCAGGCCCACGUGAGGGACGGGAACCAGGACCGGGCAGUUCCUGCUGUCACUGGCCAUUGGCGCCCUUGGGUUGUGCACUCGGGAGAGGCUCUCGGUCCUCCUCGUGCCCAGGGGUGGAAGUGGGUGCUGCCCUGGGCAUUACCGGAGCCGUGGGCUUUCGAAGGACCUUCCAUCAGUUUGGGUGGGAGCUCCCUGUCACAUGGUGGUGGGUGACUCCUGCACAAGGGGUCAGCCAGCUGGGGUCAGAGGCCCCCCCCUCUGGUUGUGGAGUCCAAAGAACCACGAGCAGCCAAGAGGGAAGGGGCCAUCUGGGUGGGAGCCACGUCCGGGAGCCCGUUUGCCAUGUUCGGUCAGGUCGGCUUUGCCUCGACUGAAAAUAAGCAAUAAGGAAGGCCGCCUGGUACCUGCCGACGCUGCACACUGGCCCGGGGACAGCUCACCGGGGCCCGCCCCCUGGAGGGAGGUGACCUGUCCCGAGGCUGCGGUGUGCAGGGAGCAUGCGGAGUGGUCCUGCCGGAGACCUUCCUGCCCAUCCCUGACCCAGCCCUGCGAGGGAUGGCGCUGUGCCUGACGGCAUCUCCCAACGUAAUCCGCUGAGAAAUGCCAGCGGCAGAGCAGCGCUGCCUGACCCCACUGCGCCAUGUGCAGUUGCAGGGGGCUCACAAGCUGGGGUGGGGGGGUCCCAGCUCUGCCACUAACGGGUGUGUAGGUGACACUGGGUGACCCUCCGCCCCUGGAGCCUCAGCUGAGCUCACGGUGGGUGGGGUGCACUGGCCUCGGUGUCCUUUCACAAAGGCCCCUUUGCUUUCCCAAUCCUCUGCUUCUAGAUCCCGCAGCCAUGGGGACCCACUGUGACGGAGACCACCCUCUCCUCCCCUGGUGGCCAGGCCCAUCCUGGGGUGGCAGUCUGCUGGGCACACUCCAGGGUGGUGUGUUUUUAUCCAGAAGUGAUUAGCUACACAUCAGUGUUUGAAGAGAAAAAGUGACCUUUUUUUUUCUUCUUGAAAACUUGAGAAAAAACAAAAUACUACUGAUUUUUUUUUUUUUUUUAAGGAACAGUGCAUGGCUGCGGAGCGGUAGAGGUGUAUAUUUUCAUGACGUGGGAGGCUGGGCUGCUCUCCCGACCUGGCGGAACGUCUGGUUCCCGCCCCCGGGCCGCAGCCAUGCUCUGUCUUCUGUAGGAUGUGACCUCCUGAGAAUGGCCAGCCCUGCCGGCUGGUCCAUUUCUACCUUCUAUUGAACCACUUUGAUUUGGGGAGAGAAGAACUAGAACUUUUUGAUAGUGUGGUAAAACAUUGAACUAUUUUAGUAAAAGGUAACAGAGAAGAUUGUGACAGUGUAUACUUUGCGCUAGAUAAAUAAAGGCUCUUUGCAAGCCUC
This is a messenger RNA of Pipistrellus kuhlii (Kuhl's pipistrelle), 4352 nucleotides long. It is a transcript of the gene CCDC85C, whose product is annotated as coiled-coil domain containing 85C. Bases 321 to 1589 code for a protein of 422 amino acids. The transcript has 6 exons. NCBI's taxonomy places the organism in Eukaryota, Metazoa, Chordata, Mammalia, Chiroptera, Vespertilionidae. Gene Ontology annotation, cellular component: apical junction complex. The record is from RefSeq and is a predicted model, not a curated record.